Molecule: messenger RNA, 5275 nt
Organism: Sander lucioperca (pikeperch)
Lineage: Eukaryota; Metazoa; Chordata; Actinopteri; Perciformes; Percidae
Exons: 6
Coding region: 249-5117 (1622 amino acids)
Source: RefSeq, a predicted model, not a curated record
UCUGUAACACGUAGGCUUGAUGCACGGGCGACUCGGCUGUGUUUAAUCACCCUCUUCUCUUCCUCUUAAUAAUGCUACACCGGACAUAUGUCUGUAUAAGGAACUGAACCGCGGCUAGCAGCGGAGGUCUUCAAACCUGCUCGCGUUCGCAUGGAAGCUGUCUGUCGAGUUUUAGGACAAUUAAACUGCCAACGGGGUCACAUCCAGAGGACAUUAAAUCCGAGGGUCAACGAGCAGGAAGUCUGAAGAUGGACCCCGAGAGUGUCUUCACCAGGGUGGAGAGGACUUUCUGGACAGCUUGGUACUAUAUAACCGGAGCUGUGAACAGAUUCAUCAGGCCAGAGCCCGCUGACAUCACCAGCAAUGACAUACAGGCCAUCCAGGGAUCUGCAGUUGACAGUGAGCCCGUUAACUCUGGUGAUGCAGAUGGUGACGUUGGCGGAAGGGGGAUCGAUGAGCAACAGCCUCUUGCGACAGCCUCUCUGCUUAGCUCAUCUCGGCCACUUGUUGCCAGGGAACUUUGUGCCACAGACAUCGACUUAGGGCAUGAUGAAGAAAGCGUGCAGUACACAGUCCAGCCGAACAGAAUCGGCGCGAGCAAAGCAACUGAGGAAGGUGAGGGCACAAGAGAGGAACAGUUUGCCCAAGCGAGAAAUGACGAUGCUGGGCUGCUGGUUGCAAAGGAAGACAAACAAGAAGAAAACGGAGAUCGGAAAAGGGAGAAUGAAGAACAUACGAACACCAGGUCACAAAGACUUACAGGUGAUGCAAUGUGUGAAGACAUGGAGGAAAAUGGGAGAAAUACUGGUGCUGAGGAGGUGUCAAUGACAGUGGAUGAUCAUCAAAAAAUGGAUGAAACCAUCCCAGUGAAGGAAGAAGAUGAUAAAAUGCAGCAUGAACAUAAACAAGAUUUGGUGGCGGAAGACAUUGAGGUAGAAUUGUGCACAAUCAAAGAUUUGAGUGUAAAAGACGAGGAUAACAUGCACAUUGAAGAGGCAAAGUUGCAGAGGAAUGAGGCAGAUACAGCGGUGACGCAUGAGGAAGCAGAAUACAGUGAUAGUGUGCAACAGCUGGCCUCUCAAAAUGAGAACAAGUCUGAUGAAGCAGCAACACAAGUUGAAAAUCAGCUGUCAGUCUGUGAAGAGUUGUCAGACGACGGCAGAGAUUUCAAGGGAGACCCAGGCUUUACUUCACUGCAUGUUGAUUUACAAAUGACCUACGACAAAAGUGCCAUUGUGUCUGAGGAGGAGGUCAUUGUUGUCGAGCAAGAGAAUGUGAUGACUCAUAGAAGUGGAAGAGGUGCGAAAGAGGAGGAUGAGAGCGCACUGGAUGAGGGUGCUGUCAUUGAGGAAGAAAAUAUGAAUGAGGCCGCAAACAACCAGACAACAGAUGAAGCGCCAGAGCAGGAAGACGACAUCAGAACAGUUACAGAAAACGGACAAGAAGAUGACAAUUUAAAUGAACAUGAAGAAGUCACACAGAAUGCUAAAACAGAGCCACACACAGCUGAGAAUGAAGAACAUACGAACACCAGGUCACAAAGACUUAAAGGUGAUGCAAUGUGUGAAGACAUGGAGGAAAGUGGGAGAAAUACUGGUGCUGAGGAGGUGUCAAUGACAGUGGAUGAUCAUCAAAAAAUGGAUGAAACCAUCCCAGUGAAGGAAGAAGAUGAUAAAAUGCAGCAUGAACAUAAACAAGAUUUGGUGGCCGAAGACAUUGAGGUAGAAUUGUGCACAAUCAAAGAUUUGAGUGUAAAAGACGAGGAUAACAUGCACAUUGAAGAGGCAAAGUUGCAGAGGAAUGAGGCAGAUACAGCGGUGACGCAUGAGGAAGCAGAAUACAGUGAUAGUGUGCAACAGCUGGCCUCUCAAAAUGAGAACAAGUCUGAUGAAGCAGCAACACAAGUUGAAAAUCAGCUGUCAGUCUGUGAAGAGUUGUCAGACGACGGCAGAGAUUUCAAGGGAGACCCAGGCUUUACUUCACUGCAUGUUGAUUUACAAAUGACCUACGACAAAAGUGCCAUUGUGUCUGAGGAGGAGGUCAUUGUUGUCGAGCAAGAGAAUGUGAUGACUCAUAGAAGUGGAAGAGGUGCAAAAGAGGAGGAUGAGAGCGCACUGGAUGAGGGUGCUGUCAUUGAGGAAGAAAAUAUGAAUGAGGCCGCAAACAACCAGACAACAGAUGAAGCGCCAGAGCAGGAAGACGACAUCAGAACAGUUGGAGAAAACGGACAAGAAGAAGACAAUUUAACUGAACAUGAAGAAGUCACACAGAAUGCUAAAACAGAGCCACACACAGCUGAAUUUGCAGAUAGAGAACAAGAGGAUGUGGCUAAGGACGCCGAAGUGCAAACUACAACAAGAGAGGCUGAUGAUGUUGAGACAGAAAGUCAUGGCACCGUGAUCGAAGAAAAGUCUGAUGUGACAGCGGCUCACAUUUCUGUAGAGGAGAGGCUUUCCAGUGAAGUCCGUAACAAAGAAAAUAUCAUGGAAAUAGGAUGUACAACCACCUCAGCUACAGAAAAACCUGAAGGCGAGACUAGACAGGAAAUGACUGAAAAGCUUAAAAAUAUUCCCCUGGGGAUAUGUGAAGGCCUGGUUGUUGUGUCGCAGGAGCUCAACUCUCCAACAUGUGAGGAAACACAAGGGGGAGUUCCUGAAUACAACAAUGAGCCUGGGCCAGAGGAAAAUACAACACAAAGGUUCCUGGAAGAAGGAGAUUGCGAGGAAAUCCAGGGCAGCCAAUUACCAGAAGAGGUGGCGAGCAAAGAGCCGGAGAGCCUUCAAAAUAGUGCCUUUAGCACCGAAGCUGACUAUUUACUGGUGAGGGAGCAUAUGGAAGAGAAACAAGAAAGCCCACAAGAUAUUAAGAGUAGCUUUGAAGCUGGAUUGCCACACGAAACAGAGAAACCACUUGUUGAAGUAGUAAUUCAAGAAUCAGGACAUUUACUUGCGGAAGAGGAAGGACAAUUACUGGUUGACUUAAUGAAGACGGGGAUUGAACACUUGAAAUUUGAGUCAGACGUCGGCUUACCAGACGAGAGCGACAAGGCACAAGGUGGGCCUGAAGGGCUUUUGGUCGAAUUUGAAAUAGAUGAAGAGCUACACGAUUCCAGAGUAGCUGAUGCUGCUGGAGAUGGCAGUGAGACACCAGGAGCUGUAACAGCAGAGGAAGAGGUUGGAUUCGCUGAUGAAACUUUCCUUGAGGUUAAAGAACAGAAGAUCACAGAGACUAGCUUCUUUCAGGAAUCGGUAGAUGCCAUAGACUCAGAGCAAAACAGCAACAUGACUCCUAGUUCACUAGAAGACAUUACUAAAUCUGGACUCCUGAAACAGUCAGAUGAGACUGAGCCUGAAUUACUUGAAGAUGUAGAAAUGCAAGAUGCAGGGAUAGAUAUGGAAGAAAUGGGUAAUGGAGUGGAGGAGGAUGCAGGAGAAGAUGAAAAGCAGAACAAAAAUGAGAUUUUACAUCUACAGGUAGCAGAAAUGGCUGAAUCUGAAUCGUAUAGACCAGUUGAGUCACUGCAGACGGAAAAUCAACUAUCAGACGAAGCACUUGAGAUAAGCAAUGAGGAGGGUUUAACUGAAGCAGCAGGUGAAUCAAAGACAGCCGAGUCCAAACCGAAAGAUUUAACUUUAUCAACAGAAGAAGUGGCAAAGCAUGUGACAGAAUCAGAGGGUAGUUGUGCCGAAGAAACAGUUCGCUCAAUCAGUGGCCAUCAGGAUGUGAUCGAUGAAGAAAUCCUCGACUUGUGGAUACAGACGGCGUUGUCGGAGGACACUGGUGGAAUAAAACACAAAGAAGAGCCAGAGCCUGGACACCAAAUGGAGCCAUCGAAUCAGGAACAAGAUGAAAUAUCAUCAGUGCAGACAGAGAAGGAGAAAGAGCAGCUUUUGGAGUUCAAUUCAAGGGAAUCUGAGUUAGUGAGUGACACAGAAAUGUCUUCAUCAACAGUAGAGUCUGGAUUUUUGGACCAGUCUCUCUGUAAAUGGGGCAUACAAAACAGUGAAACUCAGCUACUGAAAACAAGUAGCACUUUGUCAUUUCCAGGCAUAUAUGACAUGUUGGCUAAUGUGUCCGAAUCAGCAAACAUCUCUGAAUUGUCUCCACAACAAUUUAUCUCUGGAUCUCCGGAUAAAUUGCUGGAGAAAGCAGCUGAGACAGCGCAAUCAUAUCUGAAAGAGGAGGAUUUAAUCACUGAGAGAGGAUUUCACCCUGAUACAGGAGUCACGCCACCAGAGGCUAGCCAUCUGAAUCAGGAGUCGGAUAAAUCACAAGAGAAAACAGAAGAAGUGGAGACUAAAACUGGAUCACAGAAAGAGGUUGAUGCUGAGGUAACUGAUUGGACAGACACUAAAGAAGCAGAGGUUAAGCCAAUGACAGAAAUGAGCACUCUAUUCAAAGUUGAGAAAACAAAAGCUGAAGAUGAGUCUCUUGAGAUAACUGUGUCUGACUCUCUAGAUCAAAUCAAACACACUGAAUCAGGACGAUCUAGAAGCAUCUCAGAGGCUUCGUUGGAGGAGGAAAUAGUUUUGACAGAAUCUGGUUUAAAAGGCGACACCUGCACUGAAUCCAAGAGCAAGUUGCCCUCCCUGGACAAACCACAACCUGGAUGGUCAGAAGAUAUUGCUGAAUCAUUACCUGGGCUAAACAGGGCGGAGGUGGCAGAACAGCCAACGACUAAAGAUCUGAUGGAGGUGGACACCGCUGUGCUUGACUUUACUGUGCAAAGGUCAAGGAUUUCUGUUAAAAACCCUCGUGUAAGGCCACCCAAAGAUCCCCGCUCCCUUCUACAUAAGCCCUCAGUGGAUCCCACACCCUCUUCACAUCUGUCAGCCAAAGUCCUUACAGGUGUGCCUCUGAAAGGCUUGGGCAUUGGAAUCAAACUGCCUGGGCUUGGUGCAGGUUUUCCUGUUUUAAAAAAGACACAACGGGUAGUGAGCGAUGAAUGUAGUCCGGAAACCCUCUCACAGGAGACAAAACCAGAGGAGAAGAGUGACGCUCCCAAACAGGAUGAGGCACAACCUAAACCCAAAUGGAUGACACCAAGACAUCCAGGAUUUGGAAAUCCACUUAUGUCCGAGCUGAAGACCAAACUGAAGAAAACCACAAAAGAGUGAGAAGGAGAUUAAUUGUAAUGCUGUGUGUAUGAUUAUUUGAAUAUAAUAUAGAAAUGGCUUUAUUUUGGUGUAUUUAUGAAACUGAAUACGGGGAUGUAAUGUUUAUUGUGUCACUUAUUUGCCCUAUGUUUUGUAAUAAAGCUUAACUAAAAACGGAA